UAACACCUUCCCAAAAAUUUUCCCGCUCACACCUUCCUAAAAAAAAAAAAAAAAGUUCCAAAAAAAUCAGAUUUGAGCUUCAACCAUUUUUGGCUGGGUGUCUGGUUUUUGAAGACGAAGUUGAACCAGUUCCUAACUCCCAUUUUCAUUGAAGACGAAGCUCAAAUUGUUGCAGUGUUAUACGCUAGAGCCAUGGAAGGAAUAGACCUUAAUGAAACUGUAACAAUUGAAGAUUGUAAUGAGGAUACCGGUGCAACUGAUAAGAACUCCAAUCCCCCUACCGUAGGUAUGUGCUUUACAACGGGUCAAAAAAAUUUCGAUUUUUGUAAUAUGUAUGCGUUUAAGGAAGGUUUUAAGAUGUUUAUGAAAAGUAAUAAUUUGAAACAAGAGUAUAAGGCUAUUGGAGUGAAUAGGAAAUGUACUGGAGAUCUUGAGCCAAAGCCUCACAUGAUGGAAUUAAUAAGAUUAAAAUGUAAGAAGGGAGGUACGAACGUUGGGUCCAAUGUAACUGGUUGUAAAAUGUUCGUUUAUGGUAAAAUUAAAGACGAUAAGUUUACCAUAUUGAAGUGUGAGUUGGAACACAAUCAUGCUCUAAAUCCAGAUUGUAGUAGAAUGAUGGUUAACUAUAGGAAUAUUGAUAGUACGACGUUUAAAAGAGCGAUGAUUAAUGACAUGGGUGGUGUUAGCAUUAGCAAAAACUAUGGUACUCAAUUGAUUGAAAAGGGUGGGUUUGACAAUAUCGCAUUCAACCAGAGGGACCUUAGGAAUGCGAUAAGUGUAGAACGUCGUAAGUCUAGGUUUAAGGAUUCUGAUGCAGCAGGAUUAGAUCAAUAUUUUAAAGCGCAACGGGAAUUGAAUUCUGAAUUUUAUUGCUCCAUCCAAAAAGACGAUGAAGGUGUAUUUACAAACGCAUUUUGGUCCGAUGCGCGAAGUAGAGGGACAUGCAAGUAUUUUGGAGAUGUAAUCACAUUCGAUACAACCUUUUCAUGCAACAGGUAUUUAUAUAAUUAUAAUUUUUUGCAAUCGGUAUUUUUAUUUUUUUACGUAUAUUUUUUUAAUUGACUACUUAACAAUUUUGUACUAGGUUCCGUAUGCCCUUUGCACCAUUUAUUGGUGUAAACCACCAUGGAAAGUCAAUUAUAUUUGCGGCAGCACUUAUAUCCCACGAAGAUGCGCCAACAUUUGUUUGGGUGUUCGAAGAAUUCCUGAAGUGUAUGGGUAAGGCUCCUAAGGGCAUCCUAACGGACCAAGACAGGACAAUAGGUAAAGCAAUUAAGCAAGUGUUCCCUGGCGUGCCGCACAGACUAUGUCUAUGGCACAUGCUCCAAAAUGCUACGAAAGCGCUUGGUAGUCGUAAGGACUGGCCGAAGAUUGAUACCCUAAUACGUACUGCCAUACACGAUUUGCUUGAUCCUGACGAGUUUGAUGAAGCAUGGAGUCAUGUGAUGGAAGAAUACCGUCUAAGCGGUCCUGGGUGGAUGAAGGAUGCGUACGAACUGAGGCGUCAGUGGGCUCCGGCGUACAACAGAGGAAAGUUUUGGGCUGGUAUGUCUUCUACACAAAGAAGUGAAGGUAUGAGCCGAUUCUUCAAAACUCAUGUUAACUUAGAAUGCGGUUUGGUUUUGUUCAUUAAAAAUUAUGAGUGGUGCAUGAGGAUAAAAGCUGAGGAAGAGAAGCAGGAUAAUUAUGAUAGCAUUGAUAAGAUUCCCCGUCUUGAGCCGGAUAAGAGUGUGUUAGUUGAAUAUGUGCUGGUUAAGUCGUACACUAAUGAGAAGUUUGCGGAGGUGGUGGUAGAGCGUAAGGGGUUGAUGCACACUAAUGUCACUAAAAUCGAUGCUCUCGGGACCGUGUAAUUCUAUAGAGCAGAUGAGAAAUUGACAUCCCCAUUCUGGCGGAAAAGGUUCAAAUAGUACAACGUCAAAGUGGAUAAGGUUAAGGGUGAAUUACAUUGCUCGUGCAACUUGUUUGAAUUCACGGGCAUACUAUGUAGGCACAUAUUGAAGGCAAUGGAUGUUGAAGAUUUUCAAAUUCUUCCUGAAAAAUACAUUUUACCACGUUGGAUGAAACAAGUGAGGUCGUAUGAAAGUCUUCAGGUUUCUUACUUUGACCCAUUAGAGUCAUCUCGUUUAGCGAAAGCCAAAGAGUUGUCACAAAGGCAAAAUUACCUGUAUGAGAUGGCCAUGCGUAGUGAAGAAGCUUUGAAAUUGUACAAAGAGGCUAUGGAUGUUGUUCGUCUUAAAAUGGAGGAUGCAAUCGGAAUACGAAAGACGGGUGACACGGGUGAAGAUUCAAUACUUUGGUGGGAUCCCGAUGCCCGUAAUGUGUUUGGUCGUCGUAGGCUACGACCAAGAGAAUUCAACGAAAGGGCUCUUUUGAGGAACGCUGAAGAGGUUGUUGGCGAAGACGUCUUAAAGACCCCGGUUGAUAAAAGGCAUACUGGAAGGGCAAAGACUAAAAGAAAUACGCCAUUUGAUAAAAGUGCUGCUGGGCCGUCGAAGAAGAACCAAACAACACAAGAGGAAUUAGCCGCG
This is a messenger RNA of Spinacia oleracea (spinach), 2531 nucleotides long. RefSeq names its product protein FAR1-RELATED SEQUENCE 5-like. NCBI's taxonomy places the organism in Eukaryota, Viridiplantae, Streptophyta, Magnoliopsida, Caryophyllales, Amaranthaceae. The transcript has 2 exons. The record is from RefSeq and is a predicted model, not a curated record. Bases 193 to 1062 code for a protein of 289 amino acids.